Oncorhynchus tshawytscha (Chinook salmon) is the source of this 2600-nucleotide messenger RNA. RefSeq names its product alpha-1-antitrypsin-like. The record is from RefSeq and is a predicted model, not a curated record. Bases 94 to 1545 code for a protein of 483 amino acids. NCBI's taxonomy places the organism in Eukaryota, Metazoa, Chordata, Actinopteri, Salmoniformes, Salmonidae. Gene Ontology annotation, molecular function: serine-type endopeptidase inhibitor activity. The transcript has 5 exons. Gene Ontology annotation, biological process: negative regulation of endopeptidase activity.
CCCCUGAUCAAUCCCAAAUGAACCACACACAGUAUAUAAAGGGAAUUUGGUCCAAAUUAAGACGCCAAAGCUGCUGUCUGGAAGGUUGCCAAGAUGAGGACAGCCCUGUGUUUGUGGAUCGUUAUGGGAGUGCUCUGCCCGGGAGAGGUCAGAGGUCACAAAGGUAACGGAGGUGACCGCCACCACGGUCACAGUCGCGACCAUGGUGGUGACCGUGACCAUAGUGACAGGCGUGACCGCGAACAUGGUGACAGGCGCGACCGUGACCAUGGUGACAGGCCCGACCACGGUCACGGACGCAACCAUGACCAUGGUGACAGGCGCGACCACGGGCGCGACCAUGACCACGGUCACGGACGAGACCACGGUCACGGACGAGACCACGGGCAUCAUCAUCAUCAUGAGCCCAGUGACAACAGCACUAAACCAGUGAUCCAAGGAAACUUGGAGUUUGCUUAUAGCCUGUACAAUCAGCUGGUGGCUCAACCUGACAACCAGGGCAAGAACGUGUUCUUCUCCCCGCUGAGUGUGUCCCUGGCCCUGGCCGCUCUGUCUGUGGGGGCCAAGGGUCAAACCCACCAGCAGCUUUUCACUGUUCUGGGCUUCAACAGUAGCCUACUGACCCAAGAACAGGUGGACCAGGCCUUCCAGACCAUCCUCACACAGCUCAACCAGAAAAUAGGUGUGAACCUGACCGUAGGAAGUGCACUUUUCAUGCAAAACACCUUUACACCACACCCCGAGUUCCUUGAGGACUUGAAGCGCUUCUACCUUUCUGAGGGUGUCACAGUGGACUUCACCAACACUGCUAAGGCCAUCGAUACAAUCAAUACAUACGUGGGGGACAAGACUAAAGGCAAGAUAGACAAGUUAGUCAAAGAUCUGGACCCAACCACUGUCAUGUACCUCCUCAGCUACAUUUACUUCAAAGGAAAAUGGGAGAUUCCAUUUAACCCUGCAGACACAAAGGAGGACACAUUUCAUGUGGAUGAAAACACCACUGUUCCGGUCCAGAUGAUGAGCAUGAUGAAGAGGUUCUCCGUCUACUACGACCAGGAGAUCUCCACCAGUAUCCUGCAUCUCCGCUACAACGACUCAGUAUCCAUGAUGUUGGUGCUACCGGAGAAGGGACUCGCUAGUCUGGACGAAGUCAUAUGCCUCAACCACAUCACCAAGUGGCACAGGUGGAAGAAAGCCAGGGAAUAUCAUGUAUAUGUUCCCAAGUUGUCCAUCACCACAACAUACUCCCUCAAGGACAUUCUGAGUGGAAUUGGAAUGCCGGACAUAUUCAGUGAUCGAGCUGACUUCAGUGGAAUAUCAGAGGAACUGAAGGUGGCUGUCUCAGAGGUGGUGCAACAAGCCUCCUUGGACGUGGAUGAGGCUGGAGCGACCACAGCAGCUGCCACAGGUGUGGUCCUUAUGCCCCUCUCCUCCCGACACACCCAUGUCUUGAAGUUCGACCAUCCAUUCAUGGUCUUUGUCAUGGACCGGGAGACCAAGAAUAUUCUCUUCAUGGGCAAGAUCAUCAACCCAGCCAACAAAUAAAACCGGUGCUAUGUAAAACCUGUGCUGCAGAAAACAUGUGGUCUAUUAUCACAAAUUGAAAUCUAAGUGCUGCUGUUAGGAAACCAGUAAGCAAACCCAUCCAAACUCUUCUGGGUCAAUCUAUCCUGGGAACCCAAAGCUAACAAGAGUAUAAAUUCUCUGUAUUCACUUUGCUGGAUAUUUGCACAACUAUUAAAUACAUAUCACCAUUUGCUGCCAGUCAUAUCUUUUGGUUCUAUGCCUAAAAAAGCACGUUACAGAAUUUGGACACAUACAUGUUCUUGCAACGUUCCCAUGAAACGUGUCUAGAACAUUAAUAUAAUAUAUUCGGAGAACAUGGUAACCAUGUUCUGUGCAUGUUUGAUGGGACGUUCAUGGAAUAUUCUCCUUACCCACAGAAACUGGACACAUUCAUUUUCUUGAAAUGUUCCCAUGAAAUGUGUCUAGAACAUUAAUAUCUUAAGUUCUGAGAACAUGGUAACUGUGUUCUGGGUAAGUUCUAGCUGACAUUAAGGGAAUGGUCUCUUGGAAACAUUCCUUGCACGUCACAGGAACAUUGCUUUGAAAAUGUUAGUUAAUGACCUAACUAGACUCGUAAGGGAACGUUCUCUAAAGUUCUGAGGAACGUUUGUUGGGAUUAAGGAUUGGCGUCCCAUCAACGGGACAGUUGUAAAUCAUUCAGCAUGUUAUGUCAAGAUCCCAGAUUUUAACAACAAAUGUCGGUAGAAGUGUCUUAUAUCAGCUGAAAGCUUAAAUUCUUGUUAAUAUAACUGCACUGCCAAUUUACAGUAGCUAUUACUGCAAAAAGAAUGCCAUGCUAUUGUUUGAGGAGAGCUCCUAACACCAAAACCGUUUUUGACGGCGAAAUGUGUACUUACAUUCUGAAAUCUUGCUCUGAUUUAUCAUCCAAAGGGUCCCAGAGAUAACAUGAAGUGUCGUUUUGUUAGCUAAAAUCCCUUUUCAUGUCGUAAAGUACAUAUAACAUGCACGAUCGAUUUUGUAUUUGCAGUUGUUCAAUUUGCAUAGAAAUUAAACUGUGAAAAUCUCACCCUAAA